This is a messenger RNA of Paramecium sonneborni, 1170 nucleotides long. The record is from the annotation of a GenBank genome assembly. Lineage: Eukaryota; Ciliophora; Oligohymenophorea; Peniculida; Parameciidae.
AUGGGAAACAAUAAUGUCUGCUUAGGAGAUAUCCAAAACAAUGUCCAUCGUUCUGGAUCUCCAAAUACAAAAUGGAAAAGAGAAGAUUUAAAAUCAGGUUCUUGUGUUUAAACAUUGAUUGAUAAAGAAAAUACAAAUUUUUUUAAGAUGGUUCAAUGCGGACCAGCAAUACCUUAUUAUCGAAAUGAACAUUCAGCUUAAAGAUGGACUUAGGCAAUUGCCAGUACAAAUCAAACUGAUGAUAUUGAGACAACAAUCAAUCUAUUAUAUGAAAAACCUGAAUUUGAAGAACUAGUACUUUUAGGACCUCCAAAAUAAUAUAGAUGGGCUACUUGGUAAGCGUUAUUAACUAAUGGGUAAAGUAAAUUAUCAUACGAAAAGUAUUUGGAAUAUAUGCCUAAUGAUGUUAAAAACAUUCUUAAAGAUAUUGAUAGAACAUUGGUUAAUCAUGCUUUAUUUAAACAUGAGAGUUGUGGUCAAGAAUAACUUAAGAGAAUUUUAUGUGCUAUAUCUAAUGCAUUACCAGGAGUGGGUUAUUGUUAAGGAAUGAAUUUUGUAUGUGCUUUAACAUUAAUUGUAUCUGGUUGUGAUGAACAUAAGACAUUUUAAUGUUUUAUGUAAAUGUUAACAAAUGAAAAACAUUUACUUUGCUUUAAUUUUUGUCAUUAAAUGCCGUUACAUUUCUUCUUUACAAAAUUGAUACAUUAUUUAAUUCGUAAGAAGUUUCCAAAAUUAAAUUUAAGAAAUGUGAAUGAUUCACUUUGGAUUAGUAAGAUGAUUUUAUCAUUAUUUAUAUAUGUAUUUAAGAUAGAUGAUUGUAUUAGAUGUUGGGAUUAUCUAAUAGCUAGAGGAAUGAUAAGAGGCAUUCCUGAAUUGAUAUUGGGUUUUAUAGAUGUGACAUAUAAAUAAUUAGAAUAGUUUAAGGAAGAGGAUUAUGGAUUUAAUUUUUAAGGUUAUGAAUCAAGCAUAAUAUAAUUUAAUGUUGGUGAAUUAAUAUAUGCAGCAAAGUAGAAACAUAAGAUUGAAAGAUAAUUAAUAUCAAGACUAGCAAGUAAGAUGAGAAAAAGUUAACCAUCAUAAUUAUUAGAUUUACUCUGUCAUUUUGAAAAUGUCCAAACAUAUAAAAAGCAUGUUGAAUUUUAUAUGAAGACAAUAUUUGAUUUAUACUGA